Molecule: messenger RNA, 1166 nt
Organism: Pieris brassicae (large cabbage white)
Lineage: Eukaryota; Metazoa; Arthropoda; Insecta; Lepidoptera; Pieridae
Gene: PIG-F
Product: phosphatidylinositol-glycan biosynthesis class F protein
Exons: 1
Coding region: 85-795 (236 amino acids)
Biological process (GO): GPI anchor biosynthetic process
Cellular component (GO): endoplasmic reticulum membrane
Source: RefSeq, a predicted model, not a curated record
AUUUUUUUUAAUUUUUUUUGUGAUUUGGGUUAUCAACACCGAAAGUUGUGAUAAUAAAAAAUAUUAAUGAAGUAAAUACCCAAUAUGUUUACGUUAAAUAACCACCUGGAAUUGAGACGCGUAACAAUAUCUAGUUUACUCACAUGCAUUUAUUUACCGAGCAUAAUAAGCGUGAUCUCCUAUAAAGGUAUAUUGUAUUCCGUAGGAAGCGGUUCAUCAUUUUAUAUAUUGGUGCUAAUAUUCAUAGCAGAACUGAUAAAAUCAUUCUAUCUUAGUUCUUACAAUGAAACCCAAUCAAAAAAGAACAAGGCGAAGAUCAGAGUGAGUGACAUAGUUAAGGGUUUUGGCUUCUUGCUGGGUGUAACGUUUUGUUUUUUUCUGGGAAUAAUUUUGUUUGGAGCGCCUGUUUUAGACAAACACGAAGAGACAUUAAUGUUAUCCAGUUUACUGAUGUUACUGUCAGUUUUCCCCUUAGUGGCCCACACUGGAGUUGAAUUAGCAAUGCAACUUUUAUUUGGAGUAAAACAUUUUACAAAAGAUACAAUAAUUGCGAUGUUGGUGAAUAACGCGUUACUAUGUGUGUGCGGAGCCUGGAUGGGUGCAGUUGUGAUACCAUUGGAUUGGAACACUCCAUGGCAACAGUGGCCUAUACCAUGCUAUCUUGGAGCUAUUGGUGGAUAUCUCUUAUCAAAUGUUUUGACUGUAUUAAAAGUGACAAUGAUGUCAGCAAGUCAUAAAUAUACAUUUCUUAAUUUCUUUGUAAAUAUAAUUAACAAAUUACAUGUUUCCAAGUAAAUAAAUUGGUAUUUGAUAAAUUCAAAGUACAGUGUAAACUCUAUAUAACAACACUGAAGGACUGCAUUUUAUGGCAUUAUAGAGUUGUUGUUAAAUGGACAGAAUAAAAAUUAGAAUCGGAAAAAGUCUGAAAUACAGACUAGUGUUAGUAGUUAUGAACAUAUAAAAUAAUCUUAUUUGAAUGCUAUUGUAAUAAAUUUGCUUGGUGGAGGCUCAGGCUCAUCCAUCUCCUUGUUAUUGAUCCUCAGUGUUUCUCACUGAAUCCAAACUGUCUUAGUGUGUGAGUGACGUGACUUAUUUAUGGAAGAUUUCCCCUCACUUAUCUUCUGUCCCUGUUCUAUUGCACAUUUCAGUAAAUGUUUUCACUAAUA